AUGUCGCCAGCACCCUACUUCAAUGAUUCCUUCCACAGCCUGUCUAUCCGCAGCGCAGCUGAUAUCCUUGCUCCAUCUGACGUAUCCGAGUCGGCCCCAACCGGCCCAGUGAGGAAGGGGGAUCCUACUAAGGACUCCCCUGUCAUUUACGACACCACUUGGACCGUCAAGCUAUCACUCCCCAACUGGUACGCACUCAGGUGUUUUGUCCUCUCCCAUCCAGAGAUUGCACGACACUUCUGGUUUCGUUACAACAUGGUCACCGGGGAGCUGAGAAGUGGUUCUCCCGGUUCCCUUCACCAACACUGCGCAUCCGGAAUGAUCAUAGUAACAGUGGAAGACGUCAUCAAGCCCUUCAAUGUGUUAUUCCAGCUGAACAACACCACCAUUGUCCUGGUGGAGGGGCAAAUCCACGUCUCAGGGGAGUCCGUCACCGUACCGGAUUGCAGGACAGCAAGAAAGAUCAAUGUAGCCAAUGUUCUGGUCAACCCUAGGGCUAAUGUGGACCUAUCGGUAUCCGAGUUGUGCCAUUGGCAAUCUUUCGACAACGCAGUAGACAAGAGAACGCCCAGCAAGAUGCCCAGGCACCCUGGCCCAAGAAGGCUGCCUACAGGCUACGCCGCAGAGGCCCGAACUCCUUCACCAGCAUCUUCCCCCCUCCCCAUCCUCACACCUUCUCCCGCCAAGACCGACCAGUCCUCAUCGCCCGCCCAAUCGCCCACCCAGGCAGACCCGCCUCAACUUAGCAAUCAAGUUUUCAUGAUUGUCACCAUCGAGGAGACACAACCUCAGAAUAUCCCGAAGCACCGCUACAGGCCGAACAAGUGUUGGGAGCUACCGCACAAGGACAGUUGCAUCACGGGAGGCUGGGGUUAUGGCGAUGAUAUAUAUGUGGGUGAGAUCAGGGUGUACUUGCUGGCCUUCCACCCCAAGGAGGAUUACGAGAGACUGGCCUACCUGAAACACAGGUCUCUUGAAGACAUCGUGGAGGAGGGGUACGGCAUGCUCAUACGGUUGAAGUCAGAAAACCUCAGCAAGGAGGAGAAGGAGCAAGCCCAGAGGUCUCUGCAACAUUACUGCAAGACCAUGACCCAUAUCCGAAGAGCAAUAUUCAAGCAAACACUGGUGGUAUCGUUGAUGACUGGCAAACACGCCUUGGAGGACCUCAAAGCCAUGGCGCGAGAUGAGGAAAAUGACCAGGUUGAUUGGUACUACCCAGUAAUCCUGGAUCCAGUGCCAGUAUUGCGCCUGCUCCUGAUUUGCAAGCACGGAGCCGAGCAACUUGCAGAGGAGCACCGCAACAAGGUCUUAUGUUUGCCUUCCCAAGAAGAGGGAAGGUUCACCUUAGCCUCCAGCAGCCAGAUUGUGGAAGUGUUCAGCAUGUUGAAGCAUCAAUUCGACGACCACAAAUAUGCUGAGGCCGAAAAGCAAUACAGGAAAGCUCGCCUUACAGUUUCGAUCCCAGUCCCUGUGGUGUCCCCUCCCCGCGACCUCGUCAGCCCGAGUGAAACGGACAUGUUUGCCCAGCCGCCCACACCUCGCAACAGCAGCGAGGACGAGCGCAAGGAUCAUAAGCAAGACCCUGACUUCCCAGUGCUGCGUCGCCCCAGCAGCCCCAAGCCUACGAGGAAAUCAUAG
Molecule: messenger RNA, 1638 nt
Organism: Fomitopsis serialis
Lineage: Eukaryota; Fungi; Basidiomycota; Agaricomycetes; Polyporales; Fomitopsidaceae
Exons: 7
Coding region: 1-1638 (545 amino acids)
Source: RefSeq, a predicted model, not a curated record